Molecule: messenger RNA, 465 nt
Organism: Debaryomyces fabryi
Lineage: Eukaryota; Fungi; Ascomycota; Pichiomycetes; Serinales; Debaryomycetaceae
Exons: 1
Coding region: 1-465 (154 amino acids)
Biological process (GO): maturation of SSU-rRNA
Cellular component (GO): nucleolus; Noc4p-Nop14p complex; small-subunit processome
Source: RefSeq, a predicted model, not a curated record
AUGGUUGAAAUCCUUUCGUCAUUUUCAAAAUUGGCAAGUCACUUAGCUGUUUACUAUAAAUCUCCUAAGCUUGAUCAAUUGACUGAAAAAAUGAGUAAAAUUCAAAAUAACUUAAUCAAAGAAAGAAAACCAUUGGCGUUACAACAUCACAAGGCUAUUUCUAUAGCUACAUUUGCACCUAAAUUCGAGGAAAAUUUCAACCCAGACAAGAAAUCAUACGAUGUAAAUAGAGAAAGACAAGAAAUGAAUAAGAUUAAGAAUCAAAUCAAGAAAGAAAGAAAGUCUGCACUUAAAGAUAUUAGAAAAGAAUCCAAAUUCACAGCCAGACAACAAAUUGCUGAGAAGAAAGACAAAUACGAUGAAUAUCAUAAGAAGAUGGCCAAUAUUGUCAAUUCUAUCUCAACUAUUGAAGGGGCUGAAAAGAACACAUAUGAACGUGAAAAACAAAGAAGAAAGAAUAAAUAG